Molecule: messenger RNA, 1146 nt
Organism: Nerophis lumbriciformis (worm pipefish)
Lineage: Eukaryota; Metazoa; Chordata; Actinopteri; Syngnathiformes; Syngnathidae
Source: RefSeq, a predicted model, not a curated record
AUGGUUUGCUCCAUCCUGUCCAAUCGACCGUUCAGUACCCCGACACUCCUGAUCCAAGAGGUGCCCUCCAUCCAACCAUUUUCCCCGCUUAUCCGAGCUCCCCUCCCUUUUGCAGCAUUGAUCAUGAGGAUGUGUUCUGUGGCCCAGUUGACAAUGGAUGCGGCGUGCACGCGUUUAGUGGGAGGGAUUAUCCACCAAGUAGGGCAAGUGGCUGAGGCUAAGGACUGCAAUUCCAUCCAGCCUCAGUCAUCCGCUCAGUGCACACACGGAGGACAAGCCAGGGGCUGCACAUUCGCCCCAUACGAUCAAAAGAAAACCUUAAUAGAAAUGGUCAAGUACGCGGGACAACAACGACAGGACGACGAGCGGAACAACUGCGAGCUUGUGUCGGAGGAGCGCGGUGCGUUCACUGACCUGCGGGAUUCGGGAGAUGUGUCCGACUGCUCGCUGGGCGACGCGUCGGACACCAGGUGCUCCGCCAUGGACACGUUUAUGAAGAACGUGCAAGUGUUGCUGGACGCCGCACAUUACAUCGAUAAUGUGGAUAAGAACAGUGGAAAAUGUGAGCAUGGUUAUGCUUCGACCUACCCUGCCAAUGAAUUGGUACACCCACAAAAACAUCGUAAAUUCAACAAGAACAAGAAACUGGACAAUAUUCACAAUAGGUCGGCCCACAAUGAACUGGAAAAGAAUAGACGAGCUCAUCUCCGCCUGUGUUUGGAAAGAUUGAAGUCGCUCAUCCCUUUGGGACCUGACUGCAGUCGGCACACCACACUUGGACUCCUCAACAAGGCCAAAGUGCACAUCAAGAAACUGGAAGAGGUUGACCGAAGGAGUCAGCACCAGCUGGACACGCUGGAACGGGAGCAGAGGUACUUGCAGAGGCAGCUGGCCCAGCUGCAGACGCUUGGAGAAAGGGACCGCAUCCGCACGGACAGCCUGGGCUCACCCACUGACUCCGACCGCUCUGAAUCGGACCGAGAGGAAAUCGAAGUGGAUGUGGAGUGCACUGAUUUCUCUCUUGGAGAAAUGGACAGCGUGAGUAGUGGGGGAGCGAGUGACCUGGACGACCAGAGCAGCAGGCAGAGCUCGGUUAGCGACGAGGGCUACUCCACCUGCAGUGUCAAAGCGGCCUUCUCGGCUUGA